AUGGACUUAACGCUACUUGUGACUUUGCUGCUACCAGCAGAUCAGGCCUUGCCCUUUGACGAAGUAAGCAAAGAUGUCCCCGAUGAAAGCAAAGUUCAAAAGCAAAAUGACACCGAUGGCGUCUGUGUCUUUAAAUGCCUACUCAACAGAGACACUGAAUGUUGCCGCGUGGGCAAGGAGUCCAUCUUGAUUACUCUGGGAUAUAACAGUGCUUUGCUGAAGUUUGAGUCUCCCACUGAUCUCAGCUCAUUUUCAAAUACCUUGAAAAGAUGCCGGAAUGAGAAAAAGGAAUCCUCAGUGUUCAGCCAGCGGACAGAAGAGGCUUCUGCUGUGCAGUACUUCCAGUUUUAUGGCUGCAUUUCCCAGCAGCAGAACAUGAUGCAGGAUUUUGUGAGGACAGCCACUUACCACAGAGCCAUCCUCCAGAACCACAUUGACUUUAGAGACAAGGUUGUUCUAGAUGUUGGUUGCGGAUCAGGAAUACUGUCAUUUUUUGCUGUACAGGCUGGAGCUAGGAGAGUGUAUGCUGUUGAAGCCAGUUCAGUCGCACAAUAUGCUGAGGUAACAAAGAACCUUGGAGAAGGUAGGUCAUGAAGAUGGGACACAGCUUGUGAGACACGAGCCCUUCCUGCUACCUCCUUCUCCAGUCCAGGUAAGCAGGGGCUCGUGGUUCCCUUAAAGGUGAGGUUCAUGUGUUGACUAGAAGCUGCAACCCCUACCCCUGUAGCUAGUUCUUCUAGGAGCCAAGAGAAAAACCAUCUUUUUCUUCAUGAGGAACUGAUUUUGAAGCACUUCAGCAGGCAGACAGGUCUACCAUGUAAGAAGGAAACCUUCCUCCAUUGAUAAAACUACCUUAGCAGAGUUGCAGUUUGGAGAAGUCCAUGUUUGGGGUGCCUGGG
Leptonychotes weddellii (Weddell seal) is the source of this 899-nucleotide messenger RNA. The record is from RefSeq and is a predicted model, not a curated record. Lineage: Eukaryota; Metazoa; Chordata; Mammalia; Carnivora; Phocidae.